UCGUCUGGAUCCCAGAAGCCAGUCUCCUUAUUAGAUCUCUCCUUGGGAGAAUGGAUUCCAGGAUGCUGUCAGAGAUACAUUUCUGUAAAAAGCUCUUCACCGCAGCCUUGUGUGUCUUAGUGCUGCUGCCGGAUUCAGGCUGUGCGAGGACUCUCUGGAAGCGUGCUCUACAUCUGAAAAUGACAGAGAAAUACGACGAUUAUGAGUACCCUCUUCAUUCUCACAGUUCCCACUACCAGAAGAACGACCGCUGCCCCCCGCCCCCCCAGACUCUGCCCGAGCGAGCCUGCGAGGUGCCCAGCUGCCGCUCGGACUCUGAGUGCGAGCGGCACAAGCGCUGCUGCUACAACGGCUGCAUCUAUGCCUGCCUGGAGUCCGUGCAGCCACCCCCAGUUUUAGACUGGUUGGUUCAGCCCAAACCCCGCUGGCUGGGAGGAAACGGGUGGCUUUUGGAUGGCCCAGAGGAAGUCUUACAAGCUGAAGCCUGCAGUACCACUGAGGAUGGAGAUGAGCCUCUGCAUUGCCCCACAGGCUAUGAAUGCCACAUCAUCAACCCAGGUAACACAGCUGAAGGAAUCCCCAACCGAGGCCAGUGCAUCAAGCUCCGUGGAAAUCCAGACGGACGCAACCUGAGGCACAAGUAUUACAAGGAGUAUUUUGGGAGCAAUUCCAACAAUGUGGUCGGCUAUGUGAAAAACCAGCAGAAGCAUUUAGGCUAAUCAAAGGUGUGCCUGGGUAAGUGUCCUGUGAAUAAAGGGAAAGGUGGGUGAAAAUAGUUGGUGCUCAGUAUGCAAUUAUUCAAAGAAACUGUUGUUCGAGGGGGAAAUUACCUCAAAACACCAGUGUAAGGGGAGCAGCCUAAAACUAGGUACAGUUGCAUACCUCAGGCUCCAUGAAACACUUACACCAACAAACUCAACGCUGUAAAAACAUCCUGAGA
Messenger RNA from Dryobates pubescens (Downy woodpecker), 940 nucleotides. It is a transcript of the gene WFDC1, whose product is annotated as WAP four-disulfide core domain 1. The transcript is spliced from 6 exons. Lineage: Eukaryota; Metazoa; Chordata; Aves; Piciformes; Picidae. Gene Ontology annotation, molecular function: peptidase inhibitor activity. Gene Ontology annotation, cellular component: extracellular region. Gene Ontology annotation, biological process: regulation of cell growth. The coding region runs from base 51 to 719 and encodes 222 amino acids. The record is from RefSeq and is a predicted model, not a curated record.